AUGGAAAACGACGACAUUGUCCUCGCGGAGAUGCGGCCAAAGAAGCGUGCAGGAAGGAGGAUUUUCAAGGAGACACGUCACCCAAUCUACAGAGGUGUGCGGCGUAGGAACGGCGACAAAUGGGUUUGCGAAGUCCGAGAACCGAUUCACCAGCGUCGAAUCUGGCUCGGUACUUAUCCAACCGCGGAAAUGGCUGCUCGUGCUCACGACGUGGCAGUGCUCGCUCUCCGCGGGAAAUCCGCAUGCUUGAAUUUCGCGGAUUCCGCGUGGCGAUUACCCGCGCCGGAGUCCACCGAUUCGGACACAAUCAGGCGCACGGCAGCAGAGGCGGCAGAGAGUUUCAGACCAGCCGAGUUUAGUACAGGAAUUACAGUUUUGCCCUCGUCUGGCAGUGGUGAGAUCACCACGACAUUAGACGAUGGAGAAGAAAUCGCCGGAGUGAUGAUGAGGCUUGCGGAGGAGCCAUUGAUGUCGCCACCGAGAUCGUACAUUGAAAUGAGUGCGAGUGUCUACAUGGAAGAUGAAAUAUGCUACGAAGAAUUGUCACUUUGGAGUUACUAA
Molecule: messenger RNA, 561 nt
Organism: Arabis nemorensis
Lineage: Eukaryota; Viridiplantae; Streptophyta; Magnoliopsida; Brassicales; Brassicaceae
Source: the annotation of a GenBank genome assembly